AUGAGAAUAACAGUUCCUUUCUUACUGGAUUUCUGUUAUGAUUUUGAAGAUAAAUUCCUGCAAACCUCUGGCCCUGCCCUUAAUUCAUUUGAAUGCCAAAUAUUAGUUGUUGGCUGUGAUUGGGAGCCUUUAAAUUGGUUCAGACUGGCGUCCAUCCUGCAAAGGAUUUUGGAGGCUCCCCCGGGGGAGUUUUGGGCGGAAGAGGCCACCGUUGAGAGGCGUGUUGACGCAGCCGCAGUCCUACAGACGCCGUUCGCGUGCCGGCAGAAACGGAGAGUUGAUUCUGCUGAUCUUGUUUCUGGACCUACUAUGUCUCAGUUGGAAACUCUGAACCUCAAUAACGAGAAUUAUUUCACAUACAUGCUCAAUGAUGUUAUAAGCUGUGGCAAGAAUGGGAGUUUUCAUAUUACUGGAGUGCAGAUCAUUUUUACCCCCCUUGUAUAUGUUGUAGCUGAAGUGCAGUCCUCGAAACGUACAUCCAGCCAGGUUACUCCUUUGCUUAAAACCUGUUUGUUUUGGGGUACUGAGGAUGCAUUGUUAAAAAACCAAAGACGGGCACAACGAUUACUUGAAGAAAUUCAUGCUAUGAAGGAAUUGAAACCAGAUGUAGUAACUAAAUCUGCUCUUGGUGAUGAUAUAAACUUUGAAAAAGUCUGCAAAAAGCCAGAUUCUACUGCAACUGAAAGAGCUGUUGCCAGACUAGCGAUACACCCGCUUCUGAAGAAAAAAAUAGAUAUGCUAAAAGCUGGUGUUAAAGCAUUUAAAGAUGCAAGACAAAAUGUUGCUGAAGUUAAAUCAUCAAAUACUUCAGAAGAAAAUAAUUCCAAGGACACUAUGUUUUCAAAUGAUGAAAGGAAGUUGCAGCAUAAAGGAACUAUCAUCAGUGGUCAGAAAGAGAAAGAAGUCAAAAUAUUGGCAAAGAAACCACUAAAUAACUCAAAAGAAAAAUUGGGCAACGUGGAGCAUGGACCCAAAGCAGUGAACAUUCCAAAUUCUCCAUCGAAACCUUCUAAAAACAAUUCUGUAGUUUCAUCUCCACACCAGAAGAUACCUGCUGAUCCAACAAUGAAAACGCUAAGUCAAACCAAAAAAGGAGAAGGGUCCAAUAGCUCAUUUAGUGGUAAUAGUGAUGGGGAAGAAAUGCUUGAAGAAGAGAAGGAAUAUUUUGAUGAUAGCACAGAAGAAAGGUUUUACAAACAGUCUUCCAUGUCUGAAGAUAGUGAUAGCGAUGAUGACUUCUUCAUUGGGAAAGUCAGACGGACACGAAAGAAGGAAAGUAGCUCCCAUUCUUCCACUGCGGAACCAAAGAAACCAAAAACACUGUUGUCUGAAGAAGAAAUACUCAAAACCCACUGCGACAUAAAAGAUGAUAAAAACAAGCCAAGUACAGAAUCUAGGAAGUUUGAAUCAGUAUUUUUCCAUUCGUUAUCUGGAUCUAAAAGCUUCAGAAGAAGUUCCAAAGAACCGGCUACCACAAACAAAGCCCCAGACUUGCAACAAAGUGAACAUCAGAUCAAGAAUCAAUUUAAUAAAAGUAAACAAAGAAGAUUUGACAAUGCAAAACCACAAUUGCAGCUGCCGCUUCAUCCUUCAUGGGAAGCUAGCAGGAGGCAAAAAGAACAGCAAUCUAAGAUUGCUGUAUUUCAGGGGAAAAAAAUUACAUUUGAUGAUUGA
Molecule: messenger RNA, 1674 nt
Organism: Chrysochloris asiatica (Cape golden mole)
Lineage: Eukaryota; Metazoa; Chordata; Mammalia; Afrosoricida; Chrysochloridae
Gene: SRFBP1
Product: serum response factor binding protein 1
Exons: 9
Coding region: 1-1674 (557 amino acids)
Biological process (GO): maturation of SSU-rRNA
Cellular component (GO): 90S preribosome; nucleus
Source: RefSeq, a predicted model, not a curated record